Molecule: messenger RNA, 836 nt
Organism: Mytilus trossulus (common blue mussel)
Lineage: Eukaryota; Metazoa; Mollusca; Bivalvia; Mytilida; Mytilidae
Exons: 4
Coding region: 106-678 (190 amino acids)
Source: RefSeq, a predicted model, not a curated record
UCAGACCCUUUAUCAGAAGAAGAACUUUUCAAUACGGACUAGUACAAACGCCGGCCUGGCUGCAACAAGUUGCAUUUCUCGACAAAGUCUUCAGUACAGAACAAGAUGGAAAUAAGCAGACGACAAGGGCAGUGUGACAAUCAUAAUAUGGAGGAUAUAACAGAUAGAAUGUCGCUUUUCGUAAUGAGAGAUAUCAAUAACGAGGAUGGUAAAUCUGGAAUAAAACAAAAAGUGGGUACAAAGAAACAAAGGAAAAUCAGAAAAACGAGCGUCACGUUGCCAAAAAUAAACACAGAGCUACAGAGUAUAAAACGAAAGCGCAAAAUAUCCGCCCCAGAUCAAAUAAAAAUGAGACCACUCAUAUAUCCACGAUUUCCGGAAUGCAUGGACGACCUAUUGGUAUCAAGAAAUACUUCGUCAGCUAAUUCAAAAUGGUCUGGAGGUGAUGAAGUUUUGUCCGAGGAAGAAUUUUCAUCACCAGAACCAUCAGAGAUGACUUCUCAUUCGCCUGUACUAGAAGAGUCUAGUUUACCAUCUGGUCCCACUGGAUAUGCAGGCACGUGUACCCAUCAACCAGCCACGUGUUUAUGUAUGAGGUGUCAAUUAAUGUCAAAAAUGUCCAGAGAAUCCGAGAAGAAUGUCCAGUUUUGGGGCAAAUCGCAAUGCUUUAGAUUCUGAUCUGCAUAGUUUAAUGUAUUUUGUCUACAAUACAUUUAUAUACAAACAAUUAACAAUAAUUCAGAUUGUUUAUUUGUAGUAGUUUGUAAAUUAAACUGUAGUUCAAUACUUCAACUUUUCAUUUUUAGAAAACUUUGCUAGAUUAUUUUAUUUGAGAA